AUGAGGUAUGGAGGUGCUGAGGUGGGGUAUAGGGGUGGUGAUGGCUUCGCGCCACCAGCGCAGAGGAGGAGGACGGAUAGCGGUGUUGCAACCGACAAUCCACCCGUCAAGUCGCCGCUAGCAGAGGAUGUGGGGCCGUCGAUGACGACAACGAAUGCCACCCCGGGGAGGAGAGCGCCGCUACCGCCUUAUCCGCCUCCGGCUGCGUCGGCGGCGUGGAGGGUCGCGAGUCCCCCGAAGAGUGAGGAGGAGAAGGAGAGGGAGUUGGCGAGUUAUUAUCGCAGGCCUCUUGCUGUGGGGGUUGCGGCGGGGGAGGGAGUGGGGGCGGGAGUGAUGGUGGCGGCCGCGAGGAUGCCGUUACCCAGCGUAGCUGCGCGAGUUGGUAGUGCAGACGAGGGACGCGGAGCAGCAGGUGGCAGUCCGGCGAGUUCGGUGGAGAAGAGGCCCAAGAGGAGGGAGUUGAGCAAAGAGCAGCGUGAGCAUGCCGCUGCGGUGAGAAGGCUGGGGGCGUGUGGGGAGUGUAAGGCGAGGAAGGUGAAGUGUAGUCCUAGUCAUCAUCGGGGGAGUCCGGGGCUGGGGGGGAGGGGGAGUGGGAGUCCCGGGCCGACGGGGUCGGGGGGGUGUAGUAAUAGUCCUGGGAGGGGUGGGGGAGGGGGGAGUGUUGGGCUGAUUGUGAGGAAGAGGAAGUCUGAGAGCCCUGCACCGGUUAUGCACAUGGGUAUGAGCAUGCUCUCGCGCCGCGCAAGCCCUGAUGCCGCAGACGACGAUGAUGGUGUAGAUGGGGAAGUGCUUGUUGUGGCUGUUGAGGAGUGAAUGAGGGUCGUGUAUGAAUGACACGAACGGCUAUGUGGGGAGGGAGUUGGUUUCUUCACUGUUCUGCCAACUAUGAUUUGGCUCUCGGUGCCGUGUGCUGUUGGGCUUACCGCUAUGCUAGCGAUGCAUUAUUAUGAUGAUAUAGAUGCGUUGAAAGGGGGUGUAUGAACCACGCCACAGCCACAGAUGAGGUGUUACGAUACGUUUUAGCCUUAUUAGCUAGGUCUUGCUAUUUGCUCUAUGCCUUGCGAUGGGCUUUGGAGCACAGUUUGGAGGGAAAUACGCGGCGUGGGGGGGGAGAGCCAAGCAGAAGGAGGGAUCUCGGCAGAUUCCCUUCUUCACAGUAUGCAUAUCCUUUGGGAAUUUGCAGGGUGGUGCCUGCGCUUCCUGCGUCAUGAAACACCGGGCAGCCUGCUGAUCUCUUCAUUCCUCUCAAGAAGACCAGGAGCCUACUCCUCCGAAGGAUGAUAAUCCUCGUCCUGGGGAGCGUGCUGGGACUCGGGCCCACGCACGGAAGUUGGCGUUGGAGGGAGCUCAGAGAAAUGGUGGUGGAAAUGCUGUUUGGGUUGGGAUUUCGGCGUACGGACUUGUGGUGCAGUGGGUUUUCGUUGUUUUUGCCUCUUUGCCUAAGAUAGACCAAAAUGGCAGUAGAUUUCUU
Molecule: messenger RNA, 1471 nt
Organism: Pseudogymnoascus destructans
Lineage: Eukaryota; Fungi; Ascomycota; Leotiomycetes; Thelebolales; Thelebolaceae
Exons: 3
Coding region: 1-813 (270 amino acids)
Source: RefSeq, a predicted model, not a curated record